CUGGACGCCGCGGUGCAGGCCGUGAGCGAAGGCGGGCUGCUCUGCGUCACCUGCACUGACAUGGGCGUGAUGGCGGGGAACAGCUCGGAGACAUGUUACAGCAAGUACGGCGCCGUCUCCCUCAAGGGCAAGUUCUGCCAUGAGAUGGCUCUUCGGAUCAUCCUGCACAGCCUGGACCUCCGGGCCAACUGCUACCAGCGGUUCAUCGUGCCCCUGCUCUCGGUCAGCGCCGACUUCUAUGUCCGCGUCUUCGUGCGGGUCUUCACGGGGCAGGCGAAGGUCAAAGCCUCGGCCAGGGCCACCGCCCCGGGGACACCCCCGGGGAAGCCCCCAGCCCCAUGA
This is a messenger RNA of Struthio camelus australis, 342 nucleotides long. The record is from RefSeq and is a predicted model, not a curated record. Lineage: Eukaryota; Metazoa; Chordata; Aves; Struthioniformes; Struthionidae.